UAUGCCAUCCUCUGGAUCGGAGCCGCACCCACAUGCUGUCAGGCAUGGUUUACAUCCAAAUUUUUUUUUUAAAGAUCUCUCUCUCUCUCUCUCUCUCUCUCUCUCUCUCUCUCUCCCACCCCUCCUCAUCAGGGUCAAAAGAGUCAGACGAGACGAGAAAGAAGCCCAAAAGGUCUUUCCGGGCCUCAAUCUAAUUGGGCCGUUCCAUGCGCUGUUGUGGUGUGGACGACUUGGUGGGGCCCGUGUCCUGUCCAUGGUCGUCUCCCUUGUCCUCUCCUCUCCUCUCCUCUUCCUCUUCUCCCCAAUCGCAUUCGACCUCCGGAUCGGCGACCACCGCGCCCCGACGACGAGGAGGUAACAAGAGACGAGCGGAGCAAGCAACGGGGUCAAAGCCAAGGAGGCCGAUCCAUCCUCCAGCAUCCCAUCCCAUCCCACGAUAUGGUUUGCGUCGCGUGCCUGCUGCCGCUCUUCUUGAUCCCGCUGGUCAACGCCCUCCCUUACCUCGUCGACCUCAUCAUCAGCAAGGUGUAUCGGCUAUUUGGAUGGGAGUACAGGAGACCUGAAAGAGCCCCACCAGCUUGUCCUUACAAGCCUGCAGCUCAGAAGAACGAUGAGGGUGCGAGUGAAUCAAAACCCCUAGUCAAUCCACAUGGUGCUGCGGCAGAAGAUAAGAAAGAGGAAUAAUUCAUGUAUUGGAUCCUGCUCGUGUCAGCAGGCGCUUAAUUAAAAUGGAGACCACUGCUCUAUAUGCGGACAUAUCGUAACUAAGAAAUAAUUGCUGUGAUUGAUGAAUAUGUAUCUGGAUUGACGAGUCGAUGAAUGUAUAUGUACCUGUAAUGCCACUCCGGAUCCUUACCAGUUGCGCGACUAAUCACUGCUGGCCUGUCUGAAUCGAUGGAGUUGAAUUCGCAGUUGCAAAUA
Molecule: messenger RNA, 921 nt
Organism: Sorghum bicolor (sorghum)
Lineage: Eukaryota; Viridiplantae; Streptophyta; Magnoliopsida; Poales; Poaceae
Exons: 4
Coding region: 439-684 (81 amino acids)
Source: RefSeq, a predicted model, not a curated record